AACAAAAGGAGGUCAACAACCUGAAGGCACGGAUUCAGGCUCUCACGACCGAAAGGGACUCGAGCAACAACCAAUUGUCGCACGAGGGCUCGCUCAAGCAAGAGCUCUUCCGCUUGGAAAAGGAGCUGUUACAGGAAAAGACCAAGAUUCGGGCACUUUCGGAAGAGCUUGACCACCCGCUGAACGUUCACCGGUGGCGCAAACUGGAGGGUAGUGAUCCGAAGCGGUUGGAGAUGAUUCGGAAGCUUCAGGCGAUGCAGAAGAAAUUGAUCCGCAAGUACGAGGAGACUACCAUAAAGGAUCUUCUUAUUUUGGAGAAGGAGAAACUGUAUGUCGAGCUGAAGACAAUUCUAGCGCGUCAACCUGGAGCUGAGGUCGCAGAGCAGUUGGUCGUCUACAAAGAAACUCUCAAGGGGAAACAAAACCAGAUGAAGCAAAUGGAAGACGAGCUCCAAAUGUAUAAGAUGCAAGUGAACGAGUACCGGCACGAUCUAGCUCGACUGGAGAAAGAGAAGCAACAAAUUCAGCAGGAAUGGAUCCACGGACAGCUCAAGUCGUACAGCAACCAGUUUAGCAAUACACGAAGCAGUAUUAGCGAGGAAGCAAAGAUGGGCUACGGAGAUCCCGCAUUGUAUGGCAAUCCAGAAGACUGAAGUUGCGAGAUGC
This is a messenger RNA of Phytophthora sojae, 666 nucleotides long. RefSeq lists its product as hypothetical. Lineage: Eukaryota; Oomycota; Peronosporomycetes; Peronosporales; Peronosporaceae. Gene Ontology annotation, cellular component: cytoskeleton. The coding region runs from base 234 to 653 and encodes 139 amino acids. The transcript has a single exon. The record is from RefSeq and is a predicted model, not a curated record.